Staurois parvus is the source of this 447-nucleotide messenger RNA. The record is from the annotation of a GenBank genome assembly. Lineage: Eukaryota; Metazoa; Chordata; Amphibia; Anura; Ranidae.
AUGGAGUCAGGAACUGUUCUAUUUGAAAUCACAAAGCCACCAGCAUCAGUGUUUUUAGAGCGAGAACAUGGUGACAAGAAGGAUGUGGAUCCCAACGCAGGUAGAUUUGUCAGGUACCAGUUCACACCCGCUUUCCUCAGACUGCGCCAAGUUGGGGCAACGGUUGAAUUUACAGUUGGUGACAAGCCCAUUAAUAACUUCCGAAUGAUUGAGAGACAUUACUUUCGUGACCAGCUUUUGAAGAGCUUCGACUUUGAGUUCGGCUUCUGUAUCCCCAGCAGUAAAAACACAUGUGAACAUAUUUAUGAAUUCCCACAGCUUUCAGAGGAUCUUAUUCGGGAAAUGAUCAUCCAUCCCUAUGAGACACAAUCAGACAGUUUCUACUUUGUGGACAACAAGCUAGUGAUGCACAACAAGGCAGAUUAUUCAUAUAGUGGAGGCCCUUGA